AUGCGACGCGAACGCAUACGUGCAACGCCCUCCUGGCGGCGUUCCACGGACCGGUAUGACUGCGUCUUUGUUGUCACUGACCCGGCAGAACACGGGAUGCGCAGUCUUCAUGUGGCACGCGUGAAGCUGCUGUUCUCGAUAAAACACGCAGGCGUCGUGUACCCAUGCGCUCUCGUCGAAUGGUUCGAACGUGUUAGUGAUGAACCGGAUGGGCGAACGAAUAUGUGGGUUGUAGAACCGGAUCUCAACAUGGAUGGAUCACGCAAUAUGUCGGUCAUUCAUCUUGACAGUAUCUUCCGACUUGCUCAUCUAAUUCCCGAGUAUGGCGAAGAAUCUGUACCAGUGGGGCUCAAACCCUCUGACAGCCUCGACGCAUUUCUUACUUACUUUGUUAACAAGUUCGCCGAUCAUCACGCUCACACCAUUGCAUACUAA
This is a messenger RNA of Fomitopsis serialis, 435 nucleotides long. RefSeq lists its product as uncharacterized. The coding region runs from base 1 to 435 and encodes 144 amino acids. The transcript has a single exon. Lineage: Eukaryota; Fungi; Basidiomycota; Agaricomycetes; Polyporales; Fomitopsidaceae. The record is from RefSeq and is a predicted model, not a curated record.